This is a messenger RNA of Parus major (Great Tit), 10611 nucleotides long. It is a transcript of the gene PCGF5, whose product is annotated as polycomb group ring finger 5. The transcript has 12 exons. Bases 459 to 1229 code for a protein of 256 amino acids. NCBI's taxonomy places the organism in Eukaryota, Metazoa, Chordata, Aves, Passeriformes, Paridae. Gene Ontology annotation, cellular component: PRC1 complex. The record is from RefSeq and is a predicted model, not a curated record. Gene Ontology annotation, biological process: regulation of transcription by RNA polymerase II.
AGCCGGCGCCGCCCGCGCUGCCACACGCACCCACUCCCGCACACGCCCGCGGGUGCCCGUGGCCUCUGCAGGGGAAGGAACUGAUCAAAAUCCAAGUGGAAGAUAAAUUCUGGAAUACGAAGAACCCUGUGUAUGCUGAAAGAAAUCACAGAAGGAUCGUUGAGAAGAAUCUAGAGUUCAAGUUCUGGUCACAUGGUGCAGGAGAUGAAUAUUUCUAACUCAGGCUGAGAAGGAAAUCCAUACAUUAAAAGAUAUUCAAGGUAGGAAAAUGACUCGCCCGGCACAGAAGCAGGAGUUAUGAGCCAUGUCUCUGUGAGACCUGCGGAAUUAAGAUCAAAUGCCUGGAGAAGUCCAGUUGCACAGAGCAGUGCCACAGCUCUUGUGAACUGUGGACAUCGACGCCUCUCAGACUUGCUUCUCUGGCCCCAAGCACUCUGCCUGCAUUUCCUGCUCCACGAAUGGCUACUCAGAGGAAGCACUUGGUGAAAGAUUUCAAUCCUCAUAUCACCUGCUAUAUCUGCAAAGGCUAUCUCAUCAAGCCAACAACAGUAACGGAGUGCCUCCAUACCUUUUGUAAGACUUGUAUUGUCCAACACUUUGAAGACAGCAAUGACUGUCCCAGGUGUGGCAACCAAGUGCAUGAGACCAAUCCACUAGAAAUGUUAAGGCUGGAUAACACCUUAGAGGAAAUUAUAUUUAAGUUGGUGCCUGGACUCCGAGAACAGGAACUGCAGCGAGAGAUCGAAUUUUGGAAGAAAAACAAACCUCAAGAAAAUGGACAAGAUGAAAGUCCAAAAGCUGAUAAACCCAAAGUAGAUGAGGAGUGUGAUGAAAAUGAGGAAGAUAAAGACUAUCACAGGAGUGACCCACAGAUUGCAAUCUGCCUUGACUGUUUGCGCAACAAUGGGCAGUCAGGAGAUAAUGUUGUCAAAGGGUUAAUGAAGAAAUUUAUCCGCUGUUCUACUCGAGUGACCGUGGGAACUAUCAAAAAGUUUCUCAGCUUAAAAUUAAAACUUCCAAGUUCCUAUGAGCUGGAUGUACUAUGCAACGGAGAAAUCAUGGGGAAGGAUCAUACUAUGGAAUUCAUCUAUAUGACAAGAUGGAGACUAAGAGGCGAAAACUUUCGGUGUCAGAACUGCUCAGCUUCGCAAGUCUGCUCACAGGAUGGCACUUUCUAUCAGUCUUACCCUAUGGUACUUCAGUAUCGACCUAGAAUUGACUUCGGUUAGACCAAAGGGCCAGAUCCCACUGAGAUGAAUCCUGCACUAUUUGUUUACCCAUCGACAGAUUGCACAAUGAAUGGAUGUGCCUGGAUUGGGGGGACACAGCCAGAAUUUCAGCAUGCAAAUAAGGACAUUGUCUUUCUUAAAAUUGUCAGUUGCAUCUCUGUUGUUUCUAUUAGAGCAAGCCAAGUGCCAUUCUGCUACUGAAAUGUGCAUAAGAUAUUUGUGUAUCUUAAGAGUGUGCUGCAAAUCAUAGCCAAAAUCAUGAACUGUACAGUCAAGACUCAAAACCUAUGGAAUAUUUCUGCUUGCGUGUUAGAAAAUUUUUCUGGUCCUAAUAUUGAUUACACUAGCAAAAUGGCAGAGUGCUCAUUCAUGUGGUGUUGCAGUUUCACACACUAUUUUACUGAAUAUUGUUGUUCAAAUCAUAGAGUACUGUAAAAAUAACUAAGGAUUAUACCUUGACAAUAUUUUGUAUAGAAAAUAUAUUUAGAAAAGUGGUGAUUGGGCCACUACCUUUCCCUUGAUAAGGUUCUCAUGGGUCCAGGUAUAGCUCACUCAUGAGUGUGCAACAGUCCUUUUGCAGUGAAUGAAGAUUAAUUACAUUGAACAAGAGAUGUAGAACAUGAUAAUUCAAAAUAAUAAUUUUAAGUCUUCUAAAUUGCUAAUAUUGCUUAAAAGCAUUGCAGCCUUUGUGAUUGCACUUUCUGAUGGUUUCCCUAAAGUUUGGAAUUUGGGAUACUAGCUAUUUUUGGAAAAACAGCUUCUGGUCAGAUUACAUUUCUUCUAAUAAAGCCUCCAUAAAAAUGAAGGUAAAGUAAUAUAAAUGUCUGUGGAACAACUAAAUUCCGCUACAAAAUUAUGACCAACCAAAAUUUUUCAUAAUGAUUAUUUUUCAUAAUAAACACUUCCUUUUAAGAUUGAAUAGAGGUCUAUAAUAUGCUAAGACAAAAAUAAUAUAUAGCUUUAAUUACAUACUGUAUCUCUUGUGACUAUCUGGAGUUUAGAAUUCAUUACAGAAAUUUUCAUUAGUUAAAGUCUCAUCAUAAAACUAUUUCUAUAAAAUUAGAGGUAAUGCAAUACUGAAGAUUAGCAGUCUGACCAAAAUAAUUGUUCAGGUCAUCUUUUUUUCCUAAGACCUGGUAGUGCUGGAUAAAAAGUGAUUGUUGCCUUAGGUGUUACAAGCGUAAUGGUUCUAGUAUGAGAUGUUUUUUGGGGUUUUUGGUAAUGUUGCAGGGAGCAUAGCAAUGUAAAUGUUUUCUGUCUUCCGUUGUCUUUGCUUAAAAGUCAGUUGAGUUUUUCUGAUCAGAUUCUCUGGAGAUACUUAUAGUUCAGUCACGUUAUGUAAUUUCUACUUAGUACAUGCCUGCUGUGUUGUAGAUAGCUAUUUACUUUUUUUAUGCCUUUUGCAUACAGCAAAAAGGAACCAAAUCAAUUUUUCACAAGCUACUGUAGAGUGAACUGGUCAUUCUUAGACAAAGUGAAAAUUCUUUCUUGGGAUCAAAUACAAAAGAUAGGUGUAAGGCUGUAAUUCCUUUGUAAGUUUAUGUUCAUGUACAGUAGUAUGUUCUGUAGAAGAAAUAAGCAUGUUGUGGAUUAAAUCUGGCCCCUUUAAUGUUGUUAGGAGUUCUAACACUGAUGACUUGAGGAGUCACAUGUAGUUGGGCUGAAUCCUACCCUUGCACCCCAAAGCCCAUAUGACGUGCAGAAAUCAAGAUGCUGUCUGUAGCAGUCUGUAAAGGAACCCUGCCAUUACAGCUCAAGGUUGCACAUGCCAGUGGAACUGGGGAAGGAAAAUGUCUAGGAAGAAGCUGCUGGCUGCAGGGAACAGGCAUCCCUUUACCCACCCAGUCUGUGAUGCCCUACUUGACAGAAAGAAGAUACUCCUUGUAGGGAGGGCCCUUCUCUGCAGGGUCUCUAGGGAAAAACAGAUUCUUUUUAUAUAUGGAAGUCCACCUCAUGGAGCAGCUUGGAAGAGCAGAGCAUGCUUUCGGGUUGAAAAAUCAUUCUUCUUUUAGUAUAUACAGUUGUUCUGUACAGUAGAAAUAGAAGAUUAUUUGUAAAUAUUUACAUGCACAUACAAAUUACACCUUACAGUUUUUAUAUAUUUCAUGUGAUUUUAUACUGGAAUUUUCACUGUAGAUUUGCUUGACAUAAAACACCUGUUUCAGUUAGUCACAAAACUAAUGCUAGGAUGCUUAAGCAUAAUUUCUGCUUGGUUCAGGGCACAAUUUUUUUUCUCAACAGUUGUGCUUGCUGUUUUGAAAAAAUUUGAACAGACUUGUUUUGAAAAGACAGGAACAUAUAAGUUUUAAUCCAUCUUCCUAACAGGACCCUUGGAAUAGCACCAUUUUGCCUUGGUUUCAGAAUGGCAACUGAUAGAAGCUUUCUUUGACUGUUUGAUAACUUCCUGUUUUCAUAAUUCAGAGAACCGUGAAUUUUCUCAAUCAGAGUUGCACAUUGGUUUUGAUUCCUGGUAUUUUCUUGAUGCAAGUUAAAGCUAUAUUACAGAAGGCAAAUCUUCAUUUUAAGCAUGGAAAAUACUGACAGAUCUGAAUCGAUGUUCCCAGCUGCGAAUGGUGGCAUUAAAUGCAUACGAACUAACCACCUACUCUUCAUGCAUUUCUGAUUUGAUGGCAUGGUGCCUGAGUGCUGCUAUAGUUUAAUAGCUUUUGUAAAAGUAAAGUGCCACUGAAAUACAUAUCUUAACUGGGCAGCUUGUGCAACACAGGCAUUGCCUUCUUUACAGGAAAUUUUCACUCAUAUAGUACAUAUGUGCCAUGUCUCUACAGAUAUGCAGAUUUAAUUCAUUUGUGCCAAUUAAGAGUGUCUGAGCACCGUAGGAAUAUGAGAAUGAGUGUGCAGAUUCCUGUGUGCCAAAGACAGAGUAAAGUAAAAUGAGUACCUAGGCAUUCCCUUCAGACUGCACCAUAUGCCAUGCUAGAGCAGAUGCCUGGAUAAAGUCACACUUUCUGAGCAUUUCCAUGACAAAGUGUCACCACUGCAUCCUUGUGAAGCAUAGGAAUAUAAAAUAAGUGUUGCUGCCACUGUGUUUCUAUGCCUUUCCCAUAUUAGCAGUGUAUAACUGCAGAGGGACCUAAAAAAAUUCUGCACUACUACCUAACCUUGCUGUCCCUUGUUUAGCACAUAUGGUGCUGCUUGGGUUUUUUCCUCUAGAAGUGAAAAACUCAUUAAUGAAAAACAUAAACAACUUUUGGUUGAGCAUAGCUGGUUGCUGCAUUUAUCUAGUAACGAGCCGUAAGCUAGAAUUUAGAAACAAGAUCCUGUAAUAUCUCAAACAGUAUGGAAUGAGAUGAUUAAUCAAGAAAUGCAUCUUCCAUGAUGCAUUACCAAACUCCUGGUAGCUAAGGGCCUAGUCCUAUGAAGGAUUUUUUUAAGGAAAUACCAAAUAAGAUUGCUACAAUAACUGAAGUGACUCAUCACUAUAGUAGGUAUUGUUCACAUGAAAGCUUUGGGGAUUUGGCUCCUAGGAGUAUGCAGUGCAAGAAUUGUAUUGUGCAUACUCAGCUAGCUUUGAGUUAUGCAAAAAAAAAAAAAAAUUAUAGAAGUAUUAUCUUGACUUUACUGAAAAUGUUGUACAAAGUGAAGUGCCUGAUUACUAAUACAGAAUACCUUUUAAAUCCAUUGUUUUCAUUUGACAGGGUAAUAGUUGCUUCUGAAUUUUAACUAUGGUCUUAAUAUUUUCAGCAAGAAUAUAUCAUAAACAUACUGUAUUGAGAAGCUUUCAUGGAAAAAAAAGAUAAAAAAGUGUGUUCUUUUAGAUAAUUUAAAACUGCCAUAUCUCAGCAGAAAUUAUAUUAAAAUAAGUACUUUUAUGUUGAAAAUAUUCCAUUUUCUGCAUGAGGAACCCUUUAAUUCUGGAUCGUGGUCUUUUUUUUCUCCAUAGGUUUCAGCAAUUUGACUUGACACUUCUGUUCUUAUCAAGGUCACUAGACUAGAUAGCCUAAACCAAACAAUUCUAGUGUAUCUGCAGGAGAAAAGAGAUUGAUCCCAUUCUGUUUAGAUAUAAGCUAGGGUCUUACUGCAGACAAAAUAAUGGUCCAGAGUUUCAUCUCAUUUUUCCCAUGGAUACCUGUUCUACAUGACUUUGUGAGAGAAGUAAACAAUUUUUCCUUCUCUGCUGUUUAGAAAAAUAGCUGCAGCUGGACCAAUCACUGAGUUUUAUUGUUUGUGGGGGUUUACAUUUUCAUAGAACUGAAGAUAAGAGGUACUUAUUCUCUCCCCAGAAAAAAAACAUUCUUGAGAGGACUUCCAAGGAAAGGCAUAGCAUCCAGCUCAGCCAGAUUCCAUGUCUGGUAGAAAUAUUAGAGAACAAGCAGCUGUUCAAAACCUGUCUUAAGUCUCAAAAUAAAUAGGUUGAGCCUUAUCUAUAGAGGGACUACAUAAAAUACUGGUUAAUAACAUUCAUUGAUCAAAAUAAUUUUUGUCCUGGAAAAGUGAAAAGGCAAUUAAGACUUACAUCUUUAUCCAAGAGUUUAGUCCAGUUUCUUCACUUAAUCUGGCAGAUUGAAGGCAUCUCUUUGCUUCCUGCAAAAAUGCGUGUGUCAUGCUGCGUAUUCCCCUCCCAGUUUACUUCAUGCUUUGUUGACUUAUUCUUUUUCUCAGUUAAAAUGUCUAAACUAAGGCACCCUUUCUGUUGUAAUUAGUUCUAGGUUCUAACACAUCUUUUGGCCAUUCCCAUGCCCCACCCAGUUUCCUACCCAAAAGUCAAAACAUGAAGGACUUAUAAAGGUGAUGUUGGGCAUGGGGUGUCAGCUCCCAGGUAUCAUUUAUCAGGCAGCUCUCAUGGCUUUCAGCAGUUCUCACAGUUCUGCAUUUUCAAUCCUUCAUAGCCAGUUUGAGCAAGGUCAUGCUUCCACAAGGGUUUCAGCUAAAAACACUUGUUUUGAGGAGGGAUUGUAGUCUACUGGAGUGUGUUCCAGGAUGAGUUCCAAGACAUGAGGGGGUUGAUUCACCUAAAGGAAAUGUGAAAACUUCCAACUGCACAUUCACCUCUAAUUCUGUCGCAUAGGGGUUGUCUGACCUUCAGACCUCAGCUGAAACAUCUCUUGCAGGAAUAUCCUCCAAAAGAUGAUCUUGCAAUGUUUCAAUAUUUUUCUUCAUAAACAGAGCUACCUAUUGAUUUUCUUUACCUUCUGUCUACACUGUCUGUAGGUCAGAUUAAAACCUUAGGUUCCAGAAUAGGAAAUUAAUUAAUUAACUAAUUUCCAACAGAUUUCUGUGUGCCAUUGACAGCCAUAAAUCUUUUGCAUUCAGGUGGCUCUCCACAGCUAAGUAAGGAUGUUGUUUCAUUCUCUAGUAAGCAGUUUAGGUCUCUGUGCUCCUGGAGUGUGGCAGUAAAGCAGAGGAGCUCUGUACAUGGAUAGAAGUGUCCAGGCUAUCUUUUGUAUUUUCAGAAAGAGACAAAGUUCUGUAAGCUCAGGAUGGAAGAGGAAUUCUGGAAUGAAAGAUGUCUGUAAGCGGUAGUUUUUGCUAUUACAUUAAUUUUAACCAAAGAUAGGCAUUGGUUUGACUUCGCUUGUUUUUCUGAACCAUUAGAUACUUUUCUUUGAAACAACUUUUAUGUGUAUUGCUAGGAAAUGCUUCUAACAUGGUUGGCAGUUAACAGGAUGAGGUGAACAGAAGUAGAACUGUGCAUUUUCCUUCUUCCUCAUGACAGCCAGUGUAAAGCAGAAAGGUGAGAGAAGGUUACUAUCCAAUAUACAAAAUGGCUGCACAGUAAAAUGGUUUUGCUGCUAGUUAACAUACUGAGGGUUUUAUUACAAAUGAAGUUGUAAUGAAGAUGUUUAUUGUCUAAGUGCAAGGCACAUAUUUUAUAAUGGUAUUCUACUCUUAAAAUUCAGUUUUGUAUUAUAUUGAGUAUGGUAGAUAUUGUUUCUGCUGUCUCCUGAAUUUUGAUGUGCUAAAAUGAAACAUGCUCCAUUUUUACUGAAAAAAUAUCACAUACUUAUUGAUUUAAAAUUAGUCUUUGUGGUCAGAUAUUUAGUUUGUUCUUAAAAACUAGGGUUUUUUAAAAAUAAACUAUUUUUAUGGAUAAUCUGAUUGCCUAAUAGUUUUAAGGGACCUAAUUAAUACCAAAGGUAACGCCACCCAGAAAUGGACUUGGAAUAUGACAUUGACACUUUCCUGGAGUGCCUGAAUGGUCAAGAGGUACCUGGAGUCCAUCAAGCAGAACUGGACCAGUGGUAGUUGUCUGUGUCACCAAGCUGAAGGGUUAGGCACACCUAGCAGUUUCCAAAACAAAUUAGAAAAGAAAAGAAACAACAGGAAUAGCGUUGAGGUUGAGUCAACAGACAGAGAGUAGCUCAUGUUCCUGAAGAAAAGCACAAAGGCUUGCAUUUACUGAUGUGUCUGCUAUACCUGGCCUGUGAACUAACAAAAAACUCAGUGUGCUGUCAAUCCUGUAAACCUUCCAAAGCACAAAAUAGUCACCAAGCUACUUUUGGGGUUUCUAGUCGUAGUUCAGUGAUAUUUUGGAGGGUGGAAAGGACAGAUUUGGAGGAUAAUGAGAAGAUAUUAAGUAUGUUUUACAGAUUUUUAUAGCUAUUUUUUUAGCAAAUGGCAUUGCUGUCCUUGAUGUGAGACCAUUGAUUAGUAAGAAGUGAUUAUUUUACUUGUGCAGUAUGAAACAGAGAGAAUAAAAAAAUCCAAAUUAUCUUGAUUUCCUUUUCCAGGAUAGUGGUUAACUAAACUGGACAGUAAUAGGUCAAUAUAAUUAUUUAGCUGGCUGAAAGAUUUCAUUCUAAAUACUUACUGAUCGUAUUUUUUUUUUUCUCAAAUAGAACCUUCUUAGUAUAAGCAUGAAGCAAUGCAUCAUUUUUUCCCUUAUUGCAGACUUAACUAUUGAAAGGAAAGUAUUUUGCAUUUUUUUAAAUUAAUGCAAAGCCUGAAUUGUUGGAUGUUCCAGGCUACUGAAUAGAUGAUAUAGAGUUACUCUCAAUGGAUUUUUUGGGGGUGGGGGCCUAAGUGUCCUUAUAUAAGCUGUGAUCCAAGUUAAAAGAAAGGAGCCUAUGGUGAGCAGUAAUAAUGUUCUAAUGCUUCCUUGCAUUUGAUCAGUAGUUACCAGUUUUUAAUAAAGCAGCCCUCACAGUACUUAGGAGCUCAUAGAACAUAUUGUGAUCUUAAGUUGCUAAUUUGUUUUAAAAUAUAAAAUGUUUUAAGCUUUUUGUCAAAAGUGAUAACAUCCUAUUACAAAUAAACCUUUUUGUGGUUGUAAAAUUUAGCUUAUAAAUCAUUCAAAUUGAAGUGAAAAAAACACAGGUCAUUGUUAAUGACAGUCUAUCCUACUAUUAAGAAUAUAUGUAUUUUUGUAAAGAAAAAGCACUUGUAGAUAUUUAAUCAGUCCAAUAUCUAUCUAUGUUAAUGUUUUGGAAAAAAAAAAAAAAGAAAACAAAAUGCUGCUUAGAGAAUCACUUACAUAUUUUUAUUUUUUGUGCUCAAAUGCAUUUUCUGUUGAUUUAUGGAAUGUUUAUUCUGUGUGAAGCUGUAUAGUUAGUACAGCUGGGCUAAAUGCAUUUCUCACCCUAAUUGUAUCUGACUAUGAUAAUAUAUUUUGUGUCCAAUCAGAAAGCAAUUGCAAAACACAGGCUUGUGGUGCUGUUUUUCAUCUUUGAUAUUAGCUUCAUCCUGCCUUAUAACUUUUCUACUUCAUAGUAAGUAUAAAAAAUGCUAACCAUUUUUUGUGAUGCAUGUGUUUCAGUGGACAUUUCAGGGUACAUCUGGUUGUUUAGUUGAAUCUUACUGUGCUUACUAACACUUCUAUAAGAUGGCAGAAUUUUACAUACAGUAUUUAAUAAACAGUCCCCUGGAUGAAAGAAAAAGUAUGCAAUAUUAGUCAAGUUUAAUACCUUCCUUCAAAGGAAGCUACUGCUGGGUACAUGUGUGGAAAGUGAGUGCAUCACUAAAGAUUCUGAAAAUUUGUACAAAUACUAUUUUUUAAAUUCAGAAUAACUCACUUCUUAUAAUAUUUUGUAGUGAUUUGAAACCUCACUUUCAACUGUAUUUUUAUUCAUCAUAAUGCAUUAACACAGUUUCAGGGAAGAAUAAAUACAGUAAAGAAUUUUAUUAAAGUACAGUAAAGAGUGGCAACCAUAUUUGUUUGUGUACAUAUUAGUAUACAAUCCAAAAAUCUCUUUACUUAUUUUUGUGGGAAUCAACAGAGUUCUUCAGCUUGACCUCAUUGGAGUGACUUUCUAUAAUUAUCCUUGUAGCUGAGACUUGAAAUGAGCCAGACUUCCCACUUCCUCACUUAAUUUCCUUUCAUGGGUGACUAAUAUUGUUUAAAUUUACUCUUAUUAUAUUAACCUUCUCAUAAGUAAGUUUUGCAAUAAUGAGUGUGUACACUAGCAGUAGAAUUCAUUGGUAGGAACUCAACUGAAUAAAUACUUGUGUUCUUGACAAACUGGGGGAGAAUUUGACUCAGAUUAUAAACACUUGAAAUGGCAUUCUUUCAUUUAUGUUCAUGCUUCACAAAGAUCUGCAGUUGAUCAGGAUUUGAUGUGUUUCAUUACAUGAACAUUGUCCAUUUUUAUAAUUUUUGUUAAGAGAUGAUUUCUGUAGUAAUUCAUUAGGGUCAACAUCUCAGGGUCCACAAAGUAGCAGUUUAAAAUCCAAUUGACCUGAGUGCAAUACUAGUACUGCAGGCUUGUAUCUUUUGAAGAACCAAAUAUGUUGUGUUUUGAAGUACUUAAAAAGCACUGUAAAUUUCACCCAGUUCUACCAAAGGAAUUUGAGGAGUUUUUUUAAUGUCAAAUCUGAGUGUGGCCCUAGAAAAAAUGAGACACUUAUAACUCAGUCAGCACUGGUGAUCAGUUUUCCAUUUAGGGAUGGGAAGUGCUGGUACUUGGGGGCUUUUUGGCAAAACCCCUUGUUCAUGCCUCUUGAUGUAGAGUGAAGCCUGUUCAAAUCUGCAUCAACAUUUGUAAACAAGAUUUAUUUUGAAACAGUGGCUCAUGCAAAGUCUGUGAAUGAGCCUCUAGAAUCUUGUGUAUAAAUGUAUCAGGUAUGUGAUGAUAUUUCUAAUAGUGAGCUACCUGUAUGGCUCAGUACUAGUCAUGUUAAACUGCAUGUUUCAUGCUAAUGUCAAGAAGGUUUACAGCACCUUUAUAGUGGUUGAUAACAAAUGACAAUUUGGCCUGACCUGUAUGCUGCAAGAUGCUUCUAGCCCAGUUGGAUUAAUUUUAUGAAAAAUCUAGAUGAGCAAGAAGUAUAACUAACCUGCUUACUGGCACUGAAUUGCUCCUUUCUCAAAGCAAUAAAUAUAUUCAUGUUGUAACAUCUGUUGUGCAGCCUACAAUACGAGUUGUUUUGUUGCAUUGUUUCUAUAUAAUUUAUUUUGUGCAAUAAAAAAAUCUCUGGUUUUAUCUGA